Messenger RNA from Penicillium angulare, 789 nucleotides. RefSeq names its product short chain dehydrogenase/reductase family. The transcript has 4 exons. NCBI's taxonomy places the organism in Eukaryota, Fungi, Ascomycota, Eurotiomycetes, Eurotiales, Aspergillaceae. The record is from RefSeq and is a predicted model, not a curated record. Gene Ontology annotation, molecular function: oxidoreductase activity. Bases 1 to 789 code for a protein of 262 amino acids.
AUGGAUGCACAAAGUCUCUUCAAUGUUGAGGGCAAAGUGGUGCUGGUCACCGGCGGAGCCAAAGGUAUCGGUCGCAUGAUCUCGGAGGGAUAUAUUACCAACGGUGCCACCGUUUAUAUCGCUUCGCGAGAUGCAAAGGCCGGUGAGAAGGCUGUUAGCGAGCUAAAUGCGCUUGGCAAGGGCAAGGCACAUGCUAUCACUGCAGACUUCUACAAGUAUGAAGACGUCAAGAAGCUGGCAGAGGAGCUUGGAAAGCGCGAAAGCAAACUCCAUGUCCUGGUCAACAACUCCGGUUCUAACUGGGGCGCUCCCUACGACGAGUAUCCUACCGCCGCCUUUACCCGUGUCCUUACCCUCAACCUUCACCGAGUCUUCGAUAUUACCCAGCUCGUGACCCCAUUGUUGGAGAAAGCGGCCGCUCCGAAUGAUCCCGCCCGCAUUAUCAACAUCGGAAGUGUGGAUGGUCUCCGUGUUCCCUCGUUGGAGACGUUUGCCUACAGUACUAGCAAGGCUGGUCUGCACCACAUGAGCCGGGUACUGGCAAAUCACCUUGGAAGACGCAAUAUCACCUCGAAUUCCUUGGCCUGCGGUCCUUUCGAGAGUAAGAUGAUGGCCGCCACCCUCGAAUCCAUGGGUGAUGUGAUCAAGGAUGGAGUACCACUGGGACGAAUUGGAACACCACAGGAUGUUGCCGGCGCUUGCUUGUUCUUGAGUAGCCGGGCGGGCGCGUAUAUCAACGGUGCAACUAUCUCCGUGGACGGAGGUAGUUCAAUCUCCGCCAAGCUUUAA